Molecule: messenger RNA, 153 nt
Organism: Caenorhabditis elegans
Lineage: Eukaryota; Metazoa; Nematoda; Chromadorea; Rhabditida; Rhabditidae
Gene: Y49F6A.12
Exons: 2
Coding region: 1-153 (50 amino acids)
Source: RefSeq, marked reviewed
AUGGUUACAAUAUGCGGACACAUAAUUUGUAGAGAUUUUGCGAUGAGGAGAAAAAUGCUGCGAAUAAAAAUAGAAACUGAUAAACCCAGAAGAAUAGCGGCACCUUUGGAACCUGAAAGCAGCAUACGCUAUGACAUGCAUCUUAUUAUUUAA